Lates calcarifer (barramundi perch) is the source of this 2661-nucleotide messenger RNA. RefSeq names its product tumor protein D52 (gene tpd52). The coding region runs from base 141 to 710 and encodes 189 amino acids. Gene Ontology annotation, biological process: B cell differentiation. The record is from RefSeq and is a predicted model, not a curated record. Gene Ontology annotation, cellular component: cytoplasm. NCBI's taxonomy places the organism in Eukaryota, Metazoa, Chordata, Actinopteri, Centropomidae. The transcript is spliced from 6 exons.
GCUGACGUCAAAGCGAACCCCACCCCGCACGGCGAGCUGCUUGGCAACAUGAGUAAGAGAACAGGAAGGUCUGCAGCAGCAAAGUGAGCAACCUGCAGACUCUGGACUUAAAACUACCAGAAACAACGAUCCGACGUACAAUGGAGGAUGCAGAAAAAGGUUCCCAGCAGCAUCCAGACUCAGUCCCAGAGGUGGGAGAGGAUGCCGUGACGUCCGUUGGUUCCGCAUCCCCUCCACCCGCCAUGACAGAGGAGGAGCGGCAGGAGCUGCAGGAAGAGUUGGUCAAGGUAGAGGAUGAGAUCCAGACUCUGUCCCAGGUGCUUGCAGCCAAAGAGAGGCAGUUGGCUGACAUUAAGAGGAAGCUGGGCAUCACACCUCUCAAUGAGCUGAAACAGAACAUCACCAAAACCUGGCAGGAGGUCACCACCUCCACUGCCUAUAGGAGGACAUCUGAAACGCUCUCUCAGGCGGGUCUGAAGGCCACGGCAGCUUUCUCUAACGUGGGCUCAGCCAUCAGCCGGAAGCUCGAGGACGUCAGGAAUGCACCAACUUUCAAGUCAUUUGAGGAGAAAGUGGAGACUUUGAAGACCAAGAUGACUCCAUCAGUGUCCAGCAGUAACCCUGACGACCAGGACAGCACCGGCUCAGCCACCGAGACUUUGCCCAACCAGCCAGAGGACUCGCCCACCCAGGAGGCGCCAAUGCACUGAGACCUGCCCUGACCCCUCCUGACCCCCACGCCCCUCCUCACUUGACCCCCUAACCCCUGGACCGUCAAACACUCACCCCCUUAAACUCCUUGUGCCAGUCUCCUUUUAUUGGAAACAAAUGACUUACCCCAGCCUUCUUUGUGAUCUAAUUGUCUGGUCUUUUUGUCUGACAUGUGCGCUUGCUAGUUAACUGGUGUGGAAACUGAAAGCAUGGGAUAGGUGCAGGCAUGUGGUCUCGUGCCGGUUGUGUAUUUUCUGAGUCCGCUCUGGCUUGCUGUGGGAGAAAUCCUCCAUGCUGUGUGCUCCCCCCCCCACCCCUUGCACUCCUUAUUUUACGCCCUUUGUCUAACCAGGAAAGCUCAGAUGCCAAAUGUGCUCCUAUUUUUUUUCUUUAUCAAAGUAACACUUUUUUCACAUUUUAUGUUUGUUUGAGUCUAGAAAACUGCACAAAUAUAGAAGAAUUUACACUUACAAAUUUGAUUGGAGAAGAAUUUACACUUAAAAACCUUUUCUCUCUGUGUGUGAACAGGCAGUUGGUGGCUUAUUGCUUCUGCAUGGCCCUUUAAUAUAUGUUGGAUGUAUUAUUAUAAGCAUUUGUUUUGUGUGCCACCAUUUUGGGGGCUAACCUGAUUUCCGUUUUCUUCACUGUAUUAAUUUUAGAACACCACACAAUCAUUAAGUAGUCUAACACUGUGUUCAAAAUAUGAAUGUAUGCCUUUAUGUGUCAAAUAGGUACAACAGUUUCCAUAAAACUACUCAACUACCCACAGACUCCAAACCUGGCAUUUCAAAACACAUUUCAGAAGUUUCCUUUGUUAAAGCCCUGACAGAAAGCAAUCUCCACGCUCAGAUAGUUAACAGGAAAACAGCCAAGAUCAGCAGAACUGAGGCAGAGCAAACACACAGUCAAGGUUCAGCCUUGACCUGAGGUGAGAGCAGAAUAAAUGUGUCUCUUCCAGAGCCAGAAUCAAUGUUUAAACACUUGUCCAUUGUUCCUGUGAGGGAGGCAACACCUAGCCUCCCCCAAAGCGAGAGGAUACUUCACUGGAUGUUUGUACACUGAUACAGGAUGAUAAUAUAGUAGAGCAGGGUACGCCAAAUUUUACAACACUCCCCCCCCCACCUCCUUAUAUUGUUAAGAAGUUUCUGGGAAGUUGCAUAAAAUGAUCAAAGACUGCAGGAUUAUUCACAGUAUUUGCUGAAAAAGCUGCUUUCACACAGACCAAACACAUUUUCUACAUGUUAAAUGUUUGAACAAGGUCAAAUCAAUGUUACAUCUUCAAUCACAAUUUUCUUGAGUGGGCUUUACAAUCUCAUGCUGCUUGAUAUGAUUAAACUAUUAAACUACUGAACAGUUCCCCUCAGCAGACUUUUCUAGUUGACUAAUAUGCACAGAGCUACUGAUGGAGGUUAAACAACACUUGAAGGGCAAACAGAGCCAAUCUGAGCACGGCCGAGGAGGAACACCCCCCCCCCCUUCUGCUGGGGCACAGUAAGCCUGGUGCAAGUCUUCCCCUGCUGGCAGACGACCAGCUAAACAUGAAUGUGAACCAGCUCUCCCAUCGGCGGUCUUAACCAUUACUGAUGCAAUUUGCCACACGCUGACAGUGGAUCAGUGUCCUGGGAGAACACCAGUGAGAAAACAAAUCAAGAGGGGGUGUGGAGUGUGGGGUGGGGGGUUUCUUACCAACCGUGACACAACAGCAUUUGCUAUUCUGAGUCAACCCUGACAGCAGCGGGGUUUUAACAGUAACACAGUAUCUCAUGUCCUCAUGUAACAUCACUUUCCAGCUAUGAUCACAUUAAAAAUUCAUUAGUCUUUUAUCACAGGCAUGAGGAUUUCAUUUGUAAUUAGUCAUACAUACAACACACACACGUAUGAUUCGUUUGGUUCUUAAUUGGAAUGGUGGAUUAAAGAAAAUUACUCUAAUUAAAAAUACCUCUGAAGUAA